GAGCAUGGCGGACCGCAGCCUGGAAGGCAUGUCUUUGCCUCUGGAGGUGAGAGCCCGCUUGGCUGAGCUGGAGCUGGAACUAUCAGAAGGUGAUAUCACACAAAAAGGAUAUGAAAAGAAGAGGUCAAAAUUAAUUGGCGCCUACCUGCCACAACCUCCAAGAGUGGAUCAAGCUUUGCCUCAAGAACGUCGAACUCCUGUUACUCCUUCUUCAUCUUCUCGCUAUCACCGCCGAAGGUCCUCAGGGUCACGAGAUGAACGCUAUCGGUCGGAUGUUCAUACUGAAGCUGUUCAGGCAGCUCUCGCUAAACACAAAGAAAGAAAGAUGGCAGUGCCUAUGCCUUCCAAGCGCAGAUCCUUGGUUGUGCAGACCUCGAUGGAUGCCUACACACCUCCAGAUACCUCUUCUGGUUCAGAAGAUGAAGGCUCAGUACAGGGUGAUUCCCAGGGAACCCCCACCUCCAGUCAAGGCAGCAUCAAUAUGGAGCACUGGAUCAGCCAAGCCAUCCAUGGCUCUACCACAUCCACGACAUCCUCCUCCUCCACACAAAGUGGCGGGAGUGGUGCAGCUCACAGGCUGGCUGAUGUCAUGGCUCAGACACACAUAGAAAAUCAUUCUGCACCUCCUGAUGUAACCACUUACACCUCAGAACAUUCAAUACAAGUGGAAAGACCACAAGGCUCAACAACAUCAAGAACAGCACCAAAGUAUGGCAACGCCGAACUCAUGGAGACUGGGGACGGAGUACCAGUAAGUAGCCGAGUAUCAGCAAAAAUUCAACAACUUGUCAAUACCCUCAAAAGGCCUAAACGACCACCAUUAAGAGAAUUCUUUGUUGAUGACUUUGAAGAAUUGUUAGAAGUUCAGCAACCAGAUCCGAACCAACCAAAGCCAGAGGGAGCCCAGAUGUUGGCCAUGCGUGGAGAGCAGCUGGGUGUGGUGACCAACUGGCCACCAUCUCUGGAAGCUGCGUUACAGCGAUGGGGGACCAUUUCACCCAAGGCACCCUGUUUAACCACUAUGGACACCAAUGGAAAACCACUGUAUAUCCUAACUUAUGGCAAGCUGUGGACAAGAAGUAUGAAGGUUGCUUACAACAUUCUACAUAAAUUAGGUACAAAACAAGAACCUAUGGUGCGACCUGGAGAUAGGGUAGCACUGGUAUUUCCUAACAACGACCCUGCUGCUUUCAUGGUAGCAUUUUACGGCUGCUUACUUGCUGAAGUUGUUCCUGUCCCCAUUGAAGUGCCACUUACAAGAAAGGAUGCAGGAAGCCAACAAAUAGGUUUCUUGCUUGGGAGCUGUGGAGUUACUGUAGCCUUGACUAGUGAUGCUUGCCAUAAAGGACUACCAAAAAGCCCAACAGGAGAAAUACCACAGUUUAAAGGUUGGCCAAAGCUAUUAUGGUUUGUCACAGAGUCUAAACAUCUCUCUAAACCUCCUCGAGAUUGGUUCCCUCAUAUUAAGGAUGCAAAUAAUGACACUGCUUAUAUUGAGUAUAAAACGUGUAAGGAUGGAAGUGUACUUGGGGUGACUGUGACAAGAAUUGCACUACUAACCCACUGCCAAGCCCUUACACAAGCUUGUGGCUACACAGAAGCUGAAACAAUUGUGAAUGUAUUAGAUUUCAAGAAGGAUGUUGGUCUCUGGCAUGGGAUUUUGACAAGUGUCAUGAACAUGAUGCAUGUAAUCAGCAUCCCGUACUCUUUAAUGAAAGUGAACCCUCUGUCCUGGAUACAGAAGGUCUGCCAGUACAAAGCAAAAGUGGCUUGUGUAAAAUCAAGGGACAUGCAUUGGGCGUUAGUAGCUCACAGAGAUCAAAGAGACAUCAAUCUCUCUUCUCUCCGAAUGUUAAUAGUGGCUGAUGGAGCAAAUCCCUGGUCUAUUUCAUCUUGUGAUGCAUUUCUCAAUGUCUUCCAAAGUAAAGGCCUGCGGCAGGAGGUCAUUUGUCCUUGUGCUAGCUCACCAGAGGCUCUCACCGUGGCCAUCCGAAGGCCAACAGAUGACAGCAACCAGCCUCCAGGCCGGGGUGUUCUCUCCAUGCAUGGGCUAACCUAUGGUGUCAUCCGGGUGGACUCAGAAGAGAAGCUGUCUGUCCUCACUGUACAGGAUGUUGGCCUGGUGAUGCCUGGAGCCAUCAUGUGUUCAGUGAAGCCAGAUGGAAUUCCUCAACUGUGUAGAACAGAUGAAAUUGGAGAGCUCUGUGUGUGUGCCAUUGCUACAGGUACAUCCUAUUAUGGCCUCUCAGGCAUGACCAAGAACACCUUUGAGGUUUUUCCUAUGACAAGUUCAGGGGCUCCAAUCAGUGAAUAUCCUUUUAUAAGGACAGGCUUGCUGGGAUUUAUUGGUCCUGGAGGACUUGUCUUUGUGGUGGGUAAAAUGGAUGGUCUGAUGGUGGUCAGUGGACGAAGACACAAUGCCGAUGACAUUGUGGCAACAGCAUUGGCAGUGGAACCAAUGAAAUUUGUCUACAGAGGCAGAAUAGCUGUGUUUUCAGUGACUGUCCUUCAUGAUGAAAGGAUAGUCAUUGUUGCCGAGCAGAGACCAGACUCCACGGAGGAAGAUAGCUUUCAGUGGAUGAGCAGAGUUCUACAGGCAAUUGAUAGUAUACAUCAGGUUGGAGUCUAUUGCCUGGCCUUGGUUCCAGCAAAUACCCUUCCCAAAACCCCCCUUGGUGGAAUACAUUUGUCAGAAACUAAGCAGCUUUUCCUGGAAGGUUCACUUCAUCCCUGCAAUGUCUUGAUGUGUCCACAUACUUGCGUCACAAACUUACCUAAACCUAGACAAAAACAACCAGAAAUUGGUCCUGCCUCUGUGAUGGUAGGGAACCUUGUCUCUGGGAAGAGAAUUGCCCAAGCUAGUGGCAGAGAUCUUGGUCAGAUAGAAGACAAUGACCAGGCCCGGAAGUUCCUGUUUCUCUCAGAAGUUUUGCAGUGGAGAGCUCAAACCACUCCUGACCAUGUCCUCUAUACUCUGCUAAACUGUAGGGGUACUAUAGCGAACUCAUUGACUUGUGUGCAGCUUCAUAAACGAGCAGAGAAGAUAGCUGUGAUGCUGAUGGAAAGAGGGCACUUGCAAGAUGGAGAUCACGUUGCUUUAGUCUACCCACCAGGAAUUGACCUGAUUGCAGCAUUUUAUGGGUGCCUGUAUGCAGGCUGUGUGCCAAUAACAGUCCGCCCUCCACAUCCACAGAACAUUGCAACAACAUUGCCUACUGUAAAGAUGAUUGUGGAGGUGAGUCGAUCAGCCUGUUUGAUGACAACACAACUAAUAUGUAAAUUGUUACGGUCCAGAGAGGCAGCAGCAGCUGUAGAUGUCAGGACAUGGCCCCCCAUACUGGACACAGAUGAUUUGCCAAAGAAGCGGCCUGCCCAGAUCUACAAGCCUUCUAACCCAGAUACACUAGCUUAUCUUGAUUUUAGUGUAUCCACAACUGGGAUGCUAGCUGGAGUAAAGAUGUCUCAUGCAGCCACCAGUGCCUUUUGCCGUUCUAUUAAGUUGCAGUGUGAGCUUUAUCCCUCUAGAGAAGUGGCUAUCUGUUUGGACCCUUACUGUGGACUUGGAUUUGUCCUCUGGUGCCUCUGCAGUGUUUACUCAGGACACCAGUCCAUUCUGAUCCCGCCUUCAGAGUUAGAAACCAACCCUGCUUUGUGGCUUCUUGCUGUGAGUCAGUAUAAAGUCCGGGAUACAUUUUGCUCCUAUUCUGUGAUGGAGCUUUGUACCAAGGGGCUGGGCUCACAAACAGAAUCACUCAAGGCAAGAGGGCUAGACUUGUCUCGUGUACGGACAUGUGUAGUUGUGGCGGAAGAGCGGCCUCGGAUAGCACUCACACAAUCAUUUUCUAAAUUGUUUAAAGACCUGGGCCUCCAUCCACGGGCUGUUAGCACCUCAUUCGGCUGUAGAGUGAACCUGGCAAUUUGCUUACAGGGGACCUCUGGACCUGACCCAACCACUGUGUAUGUUGAUAUGAGAGCCCUGAGACAUGACAGAGUCCGCUUAGUAGAAAGAGGAUCUCCUCAUAGUUUGCCCCUAAUGGAAUCGGGAAAAAUACUUCCAGGCGUCCGGAUCAUAAUUGCUAAUCCAGAAACAAAAGGACCUUUGGGCGACUCACAUCUUGGUGAGAUUUGGGUUCACAGUGCUCACAACGCCAGUGGUUAUUUUACAAUUUAUGGAGAUGAAUCCCUCCAGUCAGAUCACUUCAACUCAAGAUUAAGUUUUGGAGACACCCAGACAAUCUGGGCACGGACAGGCUACUUGGGGUUCCUGCGGAGAACUGAGCUUACAGAUGCAAACGGAGAGCGCCACGAUGCCCUCUAUGUUGUGGGUGCGCUAGAUGAAGCCAUGGAGUUGCGAGGAAUGAGAUAUCACCCAAUAGACAUCGAGACCUCUGUCAUCAGAGCCCAUAAAAGUGUUACAGAAUGUGCUGUGUUUACCUGGACAAAUUUGUUGGUGGUUGUCGUUGAGCUUGAUGGGUCAGAACAAGAAGCCUUGGACCUUGUUCCUUUAGUGACCAAUGUGGUUCUGGAGGAACACUAUCUGAUUGUAGGAGUGGUGGUUGUGGUGGACAUCGGUGUCAUUCCUAUCAACUCCCGUGGAGAGAAACAGCGUAUGCACCUACGAGACGGAUUCUUGGCUGACCAACUAGAUCCCAUCUACGUGGCCUACAACAUGUAGUCUUGUCCCUUUCGCUUCCAUGGACUUUUCUAGAGAUGUAAACAUUAUUCUCAGUGUCCACUAAAAUUGUGCAGAUACGAGGGCAACAUUCACCAGAAUGGAACCUUUUGUCAUUGUGAUGGUGAUGAUGAUGACAACUUUUCACAGCAGUGAUGAUUGGCAUGGAAAUGAAAUGUGAAUUGUGAAUUUACCACUAAAUUUAGCUCAGAAGGACUUCGGGAUUACUGCCUUCAGUUUGUUGGAAAAGCCCAUUUCAAAAACUUUUUUUUCUUUCUUUCUUUUUUUUUUUAAAUUACUGAAUAAUAAGUGCUUUCUUCGUAAAUGUGGCAUUGUAUUUUGUUAAGCCGAAAUAGCAAUUAAAUAUUCUGCCCUCCA
This is a messenger RNA of Orycteropus afer afer, 5050 nucleotides long. The record is from RefSeq and is a predicted model, not a curated record. Lineage: Eukaryota; Metazoa; Chordata; Mammalia; Tubulidentata; Orycteropodidae.